This is a messenger RNA of Effrenium voratum, 699 nucleotides long. Lineage: Eukaryota; Dinophyceae; Suessiales; Symbiodiniaceae. The record is from the annotation of a GenBank genome assembly.
GGCUCAAGCUACUUGGAGGAGACGUCGGAAAAGUUCGCUCCCCGAGGUUUCAACAUGACGACGUUUCUGAGCUUCAAUGACAGCUUCAACUCGAAGAUCACUUUCCAGGCGGAGGACUCUGCAGAGACGGAGGAGAUGCUGAAGAAGGAUCUGCCACUCCGGUACACGUGGAGUGUCUGGGAGCAGAUCAUGCAGACCUCCGAGGCCAAGGCGCAGUACGCGGACGCCACCCAGAAGGUGGCGAGCUUCGGCACGGUCCAGGAUUUCUGGAGGCUAUGGAACCACAUGCCCCAGCCCAGCGAGCUCCUGGAGCAGAAGCGGAUCGUGCGGGAGCAGCCGGAUGGCCUGCGGGUCAUCGACGCCCUGAUGAUCUUUCGCGAGAACAUUCGUCCCGAAUGGGAGGACAAGAUGAACGCGAAGGGGGGCCACUUCCAGUUUCAGCUGAAGCCCAACUGCGGAGGUGGUCAGAUCGAUGAGUACUGGAACAACCUGGUGAUGGGCAUGAUCGGUGCCACCAUUGAUCCCGCAAACCUGAUUACAGGCGUGCGGUUGGUGGACAAGCUCUCGGGACCUCGGGCGGCCGGCGUGAUCCGCAUUGAGGUCUGGUUCACAGACAGCGAAGACACUCAAGCGAUUGGCACCCUGCGAAAGAACGUGGAGAAGUGCAUGGCGCACAAACUGGACGGCGCGCACGGCACG